Messenger RNA from Hippopotamus amphibius kiboko, 2598 nucleotides. RefSeq names its product ATR interacting protein (gene ATRIP). The coding region runs from base 89 to 2437 and encodes 782 amino acids. NCBI's taxonomy places the organism in Eukaryota, Metazoa, Chordata, Mammalia, Artiodactyla, Hippopotamidae. Gene Ontology annotation, biological process: DNA repair; DNA damage checkpoint signaling. The record is from RefSeq and is a predicted model, not a curated record. The transcript is spliced from 14 exons.
CCUGCGGCGCGCGGGCGGUUGGUCCACCCCUCCGGCUUGGCGGCUACAGGCUGGACUCGGUGCCUUUGGAGACCGGCCGGCGGCAGGCAUGGCUAGAAUCCCCCCGCCAGGCAACAGGAGGCGGAGCGGGCCCCCGGCACCCAGCCCUGGCCCGCCGCCUGGCACCGGGCACCCUCCGAGCAAGCGGGCCCGGGGCUUUCCCGCGGCCGCCGCCCCGGACCCCGAAGACCCCUUCGGCGCGCACGGGGAUUUCACAGCCGACGACCUGGAGGAGCUCGACACCCUCGCGUCACAGGCCCUGAGCCAGUGCCCGACCGCGGCUCGAGACGUGUCCAAUGUUCAUAAGGUCCCCAGAUUAGAUGGGAUGUCAAAAUAUCCUGCAGGGAAAAACAGAGAAAGUGUUCCAGUUAAAGAUAAUUUUGAAUUAGAGGUACUUCAGACCCAAUACAAAGAACUUAAAGAAAAGAUGAAGGCAAUGGAAGAAGAAGUGCUCAUUAAAAAUGGAGAAAUUAAAAUUUUGCGGGACUCACUGCAUCAGACAGAAUCCAUUCUAGAGGAGCAGAGAAGAUCACAUUUCCUUCUUGAGCAAGAGAAAACCCAGGCACUCAGCGACAAAGAAAAGGAAUUCUCCAAAAAGCUCCAGUCGUUGCAGUCUGAACUCCAGUUUAAAGAUGCAGAGAUGAAUGAAUUAAGGACAAAAUUUCAAAGCAGUGAACGAACUAAUAAACUAGCUGCUCCCUCCAUUUCCCAUGUCAGUCCUAGGAAAAGCCCUUCUGUUGUUAUAAAGCCAGAAGCAUGUUCUCCACUAUUUGGAAAACCAUCUUUCCCUACAAAGGAGUCUUUUAGUGCUAACACAUCCCUUCCCCACCCCUGCCAGACUGAGCCAGGAUACAAGUCCCUGAUGGGCAAAGAGGUUUCAGAGAAUACGACCCACAGUCUGGGAGGUGACCCCAUAAAGCAAGAACAGCCCCAGAAAAGUCUUGUUGACAGCUGGAUGCAGAGAUCAAACACUCAAGGCUCCAUUUUGAUAAACCUUCUCCUGAAGCAGCCUUUGAUCCCAGGGUCUUCCCUAGGUCUGUGCCACCUCCUGAGCAGUUGUUCUGAGGCUCCUACCAGCACCCUGUCCCAGCUACCUGGGCUUGGCAGUACCUUGACUGGGAUUUCAAGCCUGAGGACCACAGGUUCUUGUGAUGGGUCAUUUCCCCUCAUGGCCCUGAAAGAAGCACAAAACCUGGCACUUACUGGACUGAAUCUGGUGGCCAGGAAUGAAGACUCCUGUGACAGAGACCCAGCAGAGGGAGGCAGAAGGGCCUUCCCGCUCUGCCAGCUUCCUGGGGCUGUGCAUCUCCUCCCCCUGGUACAGUUCUUUAUCAGCUUACACUGCCAGGCUCUGCAGGAUUUGGCAGCAGCCAAGAGAAGUGGAGCUCCUACAGACUCACCGACGCAUCCCUCCCGCGUGAGCUCUGGGGUAGAGGCCAGCCCUGAGGACUCACUUUGCAACCUGGAAGGCUUCUCUGUGGCUUCACUUAGCAUUCUUCAGCACCUGGUAUGCCACAGUGGCGCAGUCGUCUGCCUGUUACUCUCAGGAGCCGGCACAGAUUCUGCUGCUAGAGAAGGAGAUCAGCGCCUGGUUCACGGACAUGGUCGUAUGGAUGUGACCUCAGCCCCAGCAGGGCUUGCCGAUGACCAAGGCCAGCAUCCACUACUGAAGAUGCUUCUUCAACUUUUGUCUUUUUCUUCUGCAGCAACAUGUCACCUUCAAGCCAGUGUCCUCAGCCAGUGCCUUAAGGUUUUGGUGAAAUUAGCUGAAAAUGCUUCCUUUGAUUUCCUGCCCAGGUUCCAGUGCGUGUUCCGGGUGCUGCCACAGUGCCUGCGCCCAGAGACACCCCUGCCUAGUGUGCUGCUGACUGUUGAGCUCCUCUCCCUCCUGGUGGACCACGAGAACCUUGCACCUCAGCUCUGCUCCCACUCGGAAGGCUGCCUCCUCCUGCUGCUGUACAUGUACAUCACAUCACGGCCUGACAGAGCAGCCUCGGAGACACAGUGGCUUCAGCUGGAACAAGAGGCCGUGUGGCUCCUGGCUAAACUUGGUGUGCAGAGCCCCUCCUCCCCAGUUACUGGCUCCACCUGCCAGUGCAACGUGGAGGUGGUCAGGGCACUCACGGUGGUGCUGCACAGACAGUGGCUGACAGUGCGGAGGGCAGGGGCCCCCCCGAGGACUGACCAGCGGAAGCGGACGGUGCGGUGUCUGCGGGACACAGUACUGCUGCUGCAUAGUCUGUCCCAAAAGGACAAGCUCUUCACUGUGCACUGCGUGGAGGUCCUGCAUCAGUACGACCAGGUGAUGCCAGGGGUCAGCAUGCUGAUUCGAGGGCUUCCUGACGUGACAGACUGUGAAGUAGCUGAGGGAGCAAUGCCUGGGCGUGGAAGGGACUGAGGCAGCCCUGGAUGACCUCUGUGCUGCGGAGACCGAUGUGGACGACCCGGAGAUGGACUGUGGCUGAGGCCUGGGAGCAUCUAGCCACAUGGUGGCACCAGCACCACUACUUUCCUUACCUUAUCCACUGAUUAAAAGCAGUGACUGGCUGUCAGAGAACA